Messenger RNA from Pseudoliparis swirei, 2740 nucleotides. It is a transcript of the gene dcun1d3, whose product is annotated as defective in cullin neddylation 1 domain containing 3. The record is from RefSeq and is a predicted model, not a curated record. The transcript has 6 exons. Lineage: Eukaryota; Metazoa; Chordata; Actinopteri; Perciformes; Liparidae. Gene Ontology annotation, molecular function: ubiquitin conjugating enzyme binding; cullin family protein binding; ubiquitin-like protein binding. Gene Ontology annotation, biological process: protein neddylation; positive regulation of ubiquitin-protein transferase activity. Gene Ontology annotation, cellular component: ubiquitin ligase complex. The coding region runs from base 337 to 1302 and encodes 321 amino acids.
CAAAGAAAUGGACAGCUUUGGUGCGGGAUGGUCCUUUAACUCACUCUAAAGAAGCGACCUGAUGCCCACCCCAUUCCAGACGACACCGUUCCCCAAAAAGGACCAAGGACGGUGAUGAACACACAGAGUCGAAGUUUCAAAACACUGCGGAUGUCAAGGUCACCACGAUGGAGCAGAAUAGAAAGACACGUUGAUCUGCUGUCAAUGCCUUCAGAGGGAUCGUCUGCCUGAGGGUAUGUUGAGACUUCUCGCCGUGCUAGAGAAGAGGCGUCUAGGUGGCUCGGACGGGGACUGAGGGCGAGGAGGAAAGACAGACGAGGGACCAGGGAGGAAGACAUGGGUCAAUGUGUCACCAAGUGUAAGAAUCCGACGUCCUCACUCGGCAGCAAGAGUGGAGACUCCAAGUCCCACCACAAGAAAGGCGGUGGCGGGGGCCACAAAGAAGAACCCAGCGGUCUGUGUAGCAAAGCCACCAGCGAGCUGUCGAAUGGCACAAAGGCCCUGGAGGUUACCGUGGAGAUGCCCGUCAUCGCUGCAGUAAUGGGGGAAACUCGCAAGGACGAGCGUCUGGACAGAGACGGGCUGUCAAUGCUACGCAUCGACGAGCUGUUCCACUGCUACAAGGACGGAGAGGAGGAUGCCAUCUUGGAGGAAGGCAUGGAGAUGUUCUGUAACGACCUGUGUGUGGACCCGGCAGAGUUUCGUGUGCUUGUUCUCGCCUGGAAGUUUCAAGCAGCCACCAUGUGCAAGUUUACAAGGAAGGAGUUUGUCGAAGGAUGCAAGGCCAUCCAGGCCGACAGCCUCGAGGGCAUCUGCUUGCGUUUUCCCGUCAUGCUGCUGGACGCCAAGGGCGAGGAGAACUUCAAGGACCUGUACCGCUUCACUUUCCAGUUUGGCCUGGACGCCGACGAGGGCCAACGCUCGCUGCAGCGCGAAAUCGCAAUCGCCCUGUGGCGCCUGGUGUUCACCCAGGACUCUCCUUCGAUCCUGGAGCACUGGCUGGACUUCCUGUCAGAGAACCCCUCAAGUAUUCGGGGCAUUUCGAGGGACACGUGGAACAUGUUCCUCAACUUCACCCAAGCUAUCGGGCCUAACCUGAGCAACUACAGUGAGGAUGAGGCCUGGCCCAGCCUCUUCGACACCUUCGUGGAGUGGGAGCUGGAGCGCAGGAAAAAGGAGGACGAACAGGCACUGACAGAAAAGGAGGAAGAGGGGAGGUGUACUGAGACUGAGUGUUUUCCCACCACAGAUAGACUUGAAACGGAGGGAAGCUGCGGCUCACAGACGUGGGGGGGUCACUGACCAGGAAUCAAGAAAUAAGGGAGCGCACGAUAUGAUCUACACCUGAACUGUACAUCUGUGAAUCAUUGGGAUGAAUAUUAGUAGUAUUACAGCUGUUCAUUUUGUUCUCCUUUUUUCUAUGGGUGGGAUUCCUGCUUUGCACCCUUUUUUGUUUUUUUGAAAGGGCUCUACGAACUGUGAUUUUCAAGCACUUCUGUUUAAGUUAUUAUUUUACCAUUUAUUUCUCCUCCCAUGUGUGUUUUUAAAUUGGAUAUGUGGUCCAUUUCCACCUCCAUCUACCGACCAUGACCAGGCAGAGGUAGCGCUUGGUUUUAAAAACUGGUGACAGGAAGCCAUUACUGUUUCCCCACAAUUAUAUUAUAGACUAUUCACUCUAACUUAAUGACACUGCGGAUACGUUAAGUACAAGGAUAUAGUGAAGAAGUGACAUUUUGGCAACCUGUCCAUAAAUAUUGUUUUACUAUCAAAACAUGAGAUUAACCAAAAGGGUCUGGGUCAGUGACAUCAUCUUGAUUGGACUAAUCAAGUUAGAUUUUAUGCUUUUUUAUCUUGCAGUGCUGUGAAGAUAAAUUUGCUGCAUUUGUGUCGCCUUCACAGCUGCAUGGCAAACAGUAAUGGAUUACAAUUCUGUCACACGGGCAUUUGGUUUUUAACAAUAAUACAAUGUUGAAAUAUCUAUCUAAAUCCAAGUAGAUGGUAACUCUGUGUGGAGUGUUUUUUGAGUGCUACCGGUGCAGCGAGUGACUUAACCUGUGCAGCUGGCUCUGCUCCCUUUUGGCCUCUUGCAUCUUCCAUUUUGAUGUCAACCUUCUUGCAACAAGCGUUUAAGUGUGUACAACACAAUGAUGCUGGCUUGUCUCAUUGGUCUCAUUUUAGGAAGUCCGUAACCCACAGAUGGGCUAAAGCUGUAAGCUUUGGUCAUUUAUCAACAGACGAUGCCUACUAAACCUGCGUUACAUUCAUGACCAUUAGAAUGGGCUUCACACAAAGCUUUUAUUGUUUACCUUGAGUCAUCACAUCCUUGAACUUCGAUACAACAUUUUUUUUAAAUGAUGCGUGCAUCACAAAUAUUGUUGACUGCUGCUGGUAAUGGUUGUAAUGGAUUGCACAAAACAAUGGCAUGCUUAGUCGCUAUACUUGCAACACUUUGCAGAAAGAUUGAUGUCAACCUAAUUAUUUUAAUCUCAAACCUUUUCCAAAACUAGAUUGAUCUUAAGUAUAGCCUAGGGUGUUUUGGGAUGAGUGAAUGUAAACAAGGCAUGCUGGCUAAUCAAGGGUCCAGUGUGGUAAGAAGGUGGCGAUAACCUAAUCUGUUUGGUUUACAUCGACAAUGAUUAUAUUUCAGACCCCCCCCCCCCCUUGUCCUUUUUAUAUAUAAAAUGUAUUGAUUUAUAAUAAAUAAAAACAGUGUUGAUUUUUUUGACUGUUGCACCAUGAA